AUGAGUGAACCAACACCCCGAGGCUAUCGGCCUCUUGCGCCUCGAACUCAGCUUCUAGGUGGCGGGGGAGGAAGUCCAGCUGGUGGCAGCGGACAGGAAGAGAAACGCAUGAGGCGAGCUUCGACAGCUUGUACGGAGUGUCAAAAACGCCGCACCAGGUGUACCGGCCCUCCUCAUUGUACCGAAUGCUCAAAUCAUGCCCGAGAAUGUGUCUUCGAUGAAGCCGCCGACAGACGUCGGAAGGUCUCCACCAAAAGAACUCAAGACCAAUUAGACCAUUACCGGGGAUUGGUUGAAGAUCUGAUCGAAGUCAUCCGAGACAGUGAUGGUCCGACGGUCCAAUCUAUCGUCAACGCCAUUCGAGCGGGGGCCCAACCAGGAGAGAUUCGCGAUACCCUCACACGAAUCUUGGAAAAUAACGACCGAACCGCCCCGGGAUAUUCAGGCGUGCAAGAAAGCAUCAGCCUUGAUUUCAACAUGAAUCCUCACACAAACAACAUGGGCAAUUAUUCCCAACCUGGGUGA
Penicillium soppii is the source of this 525-nucleotide messenger RNA. Its product is annotated as Zn(II)2Cys6 transcription factor domain-containing protein. Gene Ontology annotation, biological process: regulation of DNA-templated transcription. Bases 1 to 525 code for a protein of 174 amino acids. Gene Ontology annotation, molecular function: DNA-binding transcription factor activity, RNA polymerase II-specific; zinc ion binding. The transcript has 2 exons. The record is from RefSeq and is a predicted model, not a curated record. NCBI's taxonomy places the organism in Eukaryota, Fungi, Ascomycota, Eurotiomycetes, Eurotiales, Aspergillaceae.